GGAGAAUAAACUGUGGUUUGAAAUAAUAAUAUUAAAGAAUUAAUUUUAAAAAUUUUUAAUAGAUAAGCAGCUAGAUGGAGAGAUUUGUAUCAAUCCUCAUUAAGUGAAUCAGUUUCCUUUCAAUUAGUUCUAUUAGUUCACUUAGUCUAAUGAAUAGUUUGAGCUGGUAUAAUCCCUUUUCGACAUUUCUUUUUUUUUUUUUUCGAUUUAUUUUUUUAGAAGAAAAGAGUUUUUAUCAAUUAAGGGGAACAUCCAACCACCCGCACUGGGGUAAAAUAGAAACUUGCAACCAAAUAAACCUCGAAUUGAACCCACUGAGUUGGAUUCGUUGAUUGGUUUUUUUAGGUUUAAAUUGAUGUGUCAUGGUAAGAUGGAAGUGGGGUAAUACCUAGUUAUACUUCGUAGAUAGGGUAUCUAGUUCAUUGGCAGUUAAUGCCAAGACUUAUCUCUCUGUAAACGUUCACCUGAUGAUACCAUUAUAUGAAUGCAAUCAUAUAAUGUUCAAAGGUUGAAGUGUAAUAAUGUAGUCAUGAGG
Messenger RNA from [Candida] anglica, 535 nucleotides. Lineage: Eukaryota; Fungi; Ascomycota; Pichiomycetes; Serinales; Debaryomycetaceae. The record is from the annotation of a GenBank genome assembly.